GUGUUCAAAUGUAGAACGGAAAUAUCAAGGUAGCAGCAUGAUCGCUACCACCCAGUGGGUGUCCAUGUGGGUGUGACUUGUUAUAUAACAGUUCCCCCGUUGUGCAAAAAUGGCACAAAAAGACCACAAGGAACAGAAGAUCAGCAGUCACCUCAGUUCAGAGUCUGUCAGGGUGAUUGCAGAGUCUGUCAGUUUUGGAGGAAUCCCUGAUGAGGCUUUAGUACACCUGGCCGAGGACACAACAUACAGAAUAAAGUUGUUACUGCAGGAGGCUGUCAAAUUUAUGCAUCAUGGAAAGAGGAGAAAACUUUCAACUGCUGAUUUUGACCAAGCUUUAAAAGUUAAGAAUAUAGAGCCAGUGUAUGGCUUCCAGCAAUCCACAGAAUUCAUUCCUUUUCGGUUCGCCAGUGGAGGAGGGAGAGAGCUACACUUUACUGAGGAGAAGGAAAUGGAUCUACAAGAUGUCAUCAAUUCCUCUCUCCCUAAAGUACCAUUGGACUUGUCUCUAAAGGCUCACUGGCUAAGUAUAGAAGGAGUUCAGCCAUCCAUCCCAGAGAACCCCCCUCCUGCCACCAAGGAUCAGCAAAAGAAUGAGAUCUUGGACACAGGUGUGAAGAGCGCCAUUGAUAAAAUUCCAAAACCAAAAACUGCCAAUGAGACGGUAAAAGCCAAACAUCGCCAUAAGGUAGCUGACCUGGCCAAGGUGAAGGAGCUCUCCACCCAUGAACUCUCUGUGGAACAGCAGUUGUACUACAAGGAAAUAACAGAGGCUUGUGUUGGACCAGACGAGGGGCGACGUUCGGAGGCUCUACAGAGUCUGGCCACAGAUCCAGGUCUGCAUCAAAUGCUGCCACGCUUCAGCAGUUUUAUUUCAGAAGGGGUGAAAAUUAAUGUUGUACAGAAUAAUCUGGCUCUGCUGAUCUAUCUGAUGAGGAUGGUGAAGUCUUUGAUGGACAACCAGACCCUGUAUUUAGAAAAAUAUUUACAUGAGUUUAUCCCAGCAGUGACCACCUGUAUUGUCAGUAAGCAGUUGUGUAUGAGGCCAGACGUGGACAAUCACUGGGCUCUCCGAGACUUUGCUGCUCGUCUUAUGGCUCAGAUAUCCAAAAACUUCAGCACAAACACUAACAACAUACAGGCCAGGAUAACAAAGACUUUUAGUAUGGCCCUCCAGAGUGACAAGAUCGCUUUGGCAACACAAUAUGGUGCAGUAGCUGGGCUUGGAGAACUGGGCUCAGAGGUGAUCAAAUCCUUCCUGCUGCCACAUGUGAGUUCACUUGGGGAACACUUGAAGCAAACUGUUGACGCUAUAGUUCUCAACAAUGUGGACAAAAUCGCGGCAGAUAACAUAAAGAAAAUGCUCACUAAAUAUAUCCCCCCAGUUCUGAAGGUUAGCAGAAGUCCCAAUAAUAGUGUUGAUAGUUACAUCGCUGAGUUUGGGUAUGUCGGUCAGCUGUUGUUUAAUGCUGUGGAACGAGAGAGACGGUCAUCAGGUAGUGGUCAGUCGGCAGGUCCAGGUCCAGGACCAGGAAGACCCUCAGUCCAUAUCCCCCAGCCAAGGAUGAUAAUCCACCCUGGCUCACAGCCCACUACCCCUUCUACCCCACGUCAACUGUCUCUCCCUAACAGCAUCAACCUACCAAAAACUCCAACCUCUAUUGGUGGACAACAGAAGUUUGUCAUCAUGUCCUCCCAGCCUCGUCAGCCAGCUCCUGUUAGUAAUCCUCUCAGCAUGACAAGUGGCACUGCUGGAACAACAAUCGUCAAAGUUAUGUCGUCUGGAGGUCAAGGGUCAACAACCAGUUCAGGGUCAUUACCCUCGACACCUCAACCUAAGAUCGUGGUGGUGUCCAUGCCGCAGGGGAGCGGAACGUCGAAACAAACCCCAGGGGCAGCAAGUACUAGUAUUCUGGGACCAGACAUGGGUGUGAAAAGUGUGUUCAGUGGACAAUCUGCAACAAAUUUUUCUCUAAAAAAGGAACAUGACAAUAAUUGGUCCUGACGAGAGCAUCUUUACUGCAUUAUUUAUGUAUAUGUCUGCCAUUGUACUGUAUUAUUUUGAAAGGUUUGCUUUAAUAGGUACUGUGGGUUUUAAAACAUUUAACUGGAAUAUCAACAAGAAAGGGGUUGAGGAGUGUUUAACACUCCUUUUGAGUUUAUUUAGUAUGUGAGAUCACCUUUCUGUAGGAAGAGAAGUGUAUACUAGAAAUUCCCGUCUGAUUCCGGUAAUAUUGACCGACAUUUUGUUAAUACAAAUUUUUAUGGAAUUGUAUUUUAUGGUUGAUUUAAGAAAGAAACUUCAAUUGUUUUUAUAAAAUAAAAAUAAAAUUCACAGCAGUUGACAAGUUUAAGUCCUUCAUUUAUUUAGGAACACAACAUUUCUGUGUUUGUUAUACUAGACCUGUCCUGAUGUGACCUUGGCAGAUUCCAAACAAUCAUCAUCCUAGAACCAUCAUCAAAAUGGUUACAGUCGAGUACUAUUCUAGGCACUUCAGAUUUGGCAGUCUUAAAUCAGAAUUUUUCUUAUUUAAGAAAAAGAUUUAAAAGUUUGUGACAAAUUAUUGGGUCUUAUAUUGUCGACUUCUUCAUAAUACCAUGAAAUUUGAAAUAAAAUAUCACUGUUAUAGUUAUUUAUAUAUUACAGUCAAUGAAUUCUGGUACAGGUAUAUCAGUAAACAUAUUCAUCCAUGUCCACUUCAUGUUGUGAAGACAGUUUUCUGAAAUGUUAUAAGUUUUGUUGUCACCUUUCAUUAUCAUUAUUGAACAUGUUUUAUACAAGCUUUUCAUUAGUAGACAAUACCAAAAUAAUCAACAGAAAUCAUGAUCUAAUAUCAUAUUAUUAUAAUUUUUUUUCAGUGUUGAACUUUAAUUAAAUAAUGUUUAAGAGAAAAAUUAUAUAUGUUUAGUGUCUACAAUAAUUGUAUUCAGCAUUUCAUUCAUAUUUUCUCUGAAGAAUUUUGAUUGUAUUCUUGGAACUGUCCGUUAAUAAGCCCAGAGGCACAGAACUUCUGUCAAGAGGAGAGCUUAUUGCAGACAGUGUGAAAUAGCACUUAUUGGUGAUUCAGCUGAAAAAAAAUACAACGGGAUGGAUCUAUUUCCAGGCGUUGGACUGAUAAUUGCUAUAAUAUUUUUGAGAUUUAAAGCUAGAAUAUUUCUUUAACCUUAAAACAAAUAUCCAAAAGAGCACUAGUUCUGUUGCUUUUUUAUAUGACGGAUGCAAUUUAAGAAAGCUAUAAUGUUUUGUCAUCUUACAACAAUGGUGAAAAAAAAAGUCUUAAAAGUAAGGUUCUGUAGUAUAUCCAAGGAGAAAUAAAAGUUAUAAAUACUCA
Molecule: messenger RNA, 3329 nt
Organism: Ylistrum balloti
Lineage: Eukaryota; Metazoa; Mollusca; Bivalvia; Pectinida; Pectinidae
Product: transcription initiation factor TFIID subunit 6-like
Exons: 12
Coding region: 110-2002 (630 amino acids)
Biological process (GO): transcription initiation at RNA polymerase II promoter; RNA polymerase II preinitiation complex assembly
Cellular component (GO): SAGA complex; SLIK (SAGA-like) complex; transcription factor TFIID complex
Molecular function (GO): transcription coactivator activity; RNA polymerase II general transcription initiation factor activity; protein heterodimerization activity
Source: RefSeq, a predicted model, not a curated record